This is a messenger RNA of Cantharellus anzutake, 676 nucleotides long. RefSeq lists its product as uncharacterized. The coding region runs from base 109 to 603 and encodes 164 amino acids. The transcript has a single exon. The record is from RefSeq and is a predicted model, not a curated record. NCBI's taxonomy places the organism in Eukaryota, Fungi, Basidiomycota, Agaricomycetes, Cantharellales, Hydnaceae.
GACACUGUGGGCCCAUGCUCUGUUGCGCGCAUGCCAGUGCUUCCAUGCCAAUAGUCGCUGGUGACCCCCUUGCAAUUGAACGCGUUCUCACGCGUUCUUCACUCAUUGAUGCCAAUAUUUUGGGCCAACCGACAUGAAAGGACGCAAACCAGAUGUGUUAUCAUGGCGUUGCCCAAUGCGCUGUUGCAAAGCCCGCGCUGGUGCCUGACCAAAAAGUGUGCCUACCACUAUGCUCUUAACUUUUCUCCCCCUCCCAUUUCCUUCUACUCGGUGAGGUACAGGGAGUUCUGGAACCCCGUGGGCCGGGUUUCACGGAUGAGCAAACUAUGUGUUCCCCGCCAUUCACCUCAUCAUUUGCUUUGCGAUCUACCCGCCACAUUUACCCCACUGAUUAUUAUAUCUUUGAAACCGACUUGCUCUUGGGACCUACACCAGCCCCACAGACUCAUCUCUGCAAGGGUGGCUUUCUCCUGUGUUCAAGCGCGGGGUUUAUCCCGCACCCUCAGUAUAGCCUUGGGGCACUAUUUCUCCGACACACGCAAUGACAAGCACCAGUUAUGCAUGUAUUACUAUAUAGUACAAUGCCAAAUGAAUAUAUUAUGAUUCACUAUUAAAACAAGCGGGGUUACCUAUCAAUAACUUCCAGGGCACCCCGUCAGUACUUCCGGGGCACCCC